GAAUUCCGAUGGGAAUGUGAAUGUGACCUUCCUUCCUCACAAUUUUCCUUUUGUUUUCAUCCUUUUCCUAACCAAACCAGAACUGGAAGAAAACAGAACCAGGAAACAAUAAGACUACUUAUUAAAACAAGCAACACAGACGACAAACAAAGGGAGUAGGAUUCUGCACCACCGAUUUCACUACUUGCAGGUCUUAGGACUCAUUGGUGGCUUUGUGGUUUGCGUGAUAGCUAUAAGGCUUUUGUCAGAAGGCUGUAUUUCCUUCAGGAUUUGUAUGACUGUGGAUUAUUUAUUACAUUUUUUGGAGCAUUAUUUGAGGGUUUGUCUUGUAUAUAAUUUACUCCAAGAUUUCCAUCUUUCUUCACAUAUAAAAGCUGAUUACUGUCAUAAAGAUUCAGAAGCUACAAGUAAGGGAAUAAGGUCCAGAGUUCAUUAUCUGGUGCACCCAAGAUGACAGAUAUGAGAGGGAGCACAUCUACUGGAACAGAUAUCCAUGCUUUGCACAAGGAAUGGGAUGAGGCUUCGUGCCCAAUCUGCAUGGACCAUCCACAUAAUGCUGUUCUCCUUCUCUGCAGCUCACAUGACAAGGGCUGCAGGUGUUACAUCUGUGACACAAGUUACAGGCACUCAAAUUGCCUAGAUCGUUUUAAAAAACUAAGAGUCGAACCUAGGAACAGCCCUUCACAUCCCAGAUCUUCCUUAUCUGAGAACCCAGAUAAUUUAAGAUCCAACCAGAGGCCUUUGCAUGUUCAUACAUCGGAACUUUACUUAGGGGAUCUGAGAAUGGAGAAUGACCAGGAAAAUGCUCAUGAAGGCUUCAGUUUAGAUGAAAACAACAAUGGAAGCUCAGCUGGGUUAUUGGAUGCACUAGAAGAAAAUGUCAACGAAGAACUGGAUAGGCAUUCAGAAACACAAGGCGGCAACAUUGUUGAAACAAGUGACCCUGAGGCAUUCAGGAGAAGGAUUGGUUUCGAAGAGUUAGGUGCAGAGAAUAUAUCUACCCCUAACUUGAACUUGAAAUGCCCCCUAUGUCGAGGGACUGUAACAGGCUGGAAGAUUGUGAAGGAGGCCAGGGAGUAUCUUGACCUGAAACGAAGAAUUUGCUCACGAGAGGCAUGCUCAUUUGUUGGUAGCUACAGGGAGCUUCGAAGGCAUGCUAGGCGGGUACACCCUACCACAAGACCUGCUGAUGUUGACCCAUCAAGGCAACGUGCUUGGCGUCACCUUGAGCACCAAAGGGAAUAUGGUGAUAUUGUCAGUGCUAUCCGUUCAGCCAUACCAGGUGCUGUUGUAGUUGGAGACUAUGUCAUAGAGAAUGGAGAUGGAUUCUCAUUUGACAGGGAAAGCAGCUCAGGUGGAGGAAGUGGUAUAUGGUGGGCUAGACUUUUUCUCUUACAGAUGAUUGCAUCAGAGUCAAGAGGCCUCUCAAGGGCUUUGACAAGGCAUCGUCGUUCAUCCAUAGCAUUCCCUAGUCGUCGUAAUUUGUGGGGUGAGAAUCUGCUGGGUCUGCAAGAUGAUGACUGGAACCUGGCAAGUGACAUGGGUGAGGAUGUAUCUCCAGUACCAAGGAGGCGUAGGCGGUUCACACGGUCCAGGUCGGAUGAAGAUCAACCGUGAGAGUUGCCACUAGUUCUGCAUUGCCUUGAAAUGAAAAAGAUUGUUCAUGGAUGCGCUUAUUCACUUGAAGAACUAUGCUUAGAGCUAUUGAGUUCGGACAAAAAAGGGUGAGGAGAAUCAUGUGAUAAGGAUGCUUUAUUGCGGUUUGGUUCUGGUCUCAAUCAGCCUCAAGUGUUAAGCUCCCAAACCAAUCUCUAGAUUGCAUUGAACAUGAUUUCUUCAAAUUUCGUCUGCCUCCCUUGUGUGCACGUCACCAUGUCCACUUUGACGUUAUAAACAAUGUAUAGAACUGUAACAGCGGAUUGUUAUUUUUCCGGUCUUAAUGAAUUGCAUAGAACCUGUUUGUUGUUCAGGUUUAAUGCAUGCAGAUUGUACA
Molecule: messenger RNA, 1993 nt
Organism: Nelumbo nucifera (sacred lotus)
Lineage: Eukaryota; Viridiplantae; Streptophyta; Magnoliopsida; Proteales; Nelumbonaceae
Source: RefSeq, a predicted model, not a curated record